Molecule: messenger RNA, 2373 nt
Organism: Aethina tumida (small hive beetle)
Lineage: Eukaryota; Metazoa; Arthropoda; Insecta; Coleoptera; Nitidulidae
Exons: 7
Coding region: 69-1907 (612 amino acids)
Source: RefSeq, a predicted model, not a curated record
UUAGUCAACAACAAAUUGUUUUGAUUGGGGCGUGCCUUUGUAUCAGACAGGUUCUUCCACAACCUAAAAUGUUAUCGCGAUACAAACAUUUCGUUAAUAUUUUCAAAAUAUUUAUAUUUUUAUCAGUAUUCGUUCCACAAUGUAUGGGAGGUUGUACAAUACCAAAAAUAUUACGGGGAGCCUGGUUUUCAUGGGAAAACGGAAGAAACACUCUUACAGAAUUGGAUGAUACAACAAUGACUCGAAGGGGUGUGUGCGUGGAUUACCGUGACAAUUUUCACGUAAAUUAUAGCAUGGUAUUCAAAACUGGUUCAUGUUACACCUGUGUAAAACUUUUAGUGAGGACUGUUAAUGUUCUUGAGAAAAUGGAAACAUCUUGCCAAAACCUUUUGGAACAUGAGGCCACAGUAGAAAGAGUCUGCAGAGCCCUAGAUGUGCACCAGCCAUUGAUUACUUUGUUCUCUGAGAAUUAUGUACCAGUGAAUUGUAGAUCUUCACUCGAAGGUGUUUGGAAUUUUGCAUACCAAAAUAGAUUUAAAUUUACUGGUGAAUGUCGUAAUCCAGACGCCCAGAUUCGGUCUUGCCAAACGGCAGGUUCUCAGUUUUUGAUUACAAAUCAAAAAUUUAAUAUUACCUACAAGAAAUGCCAAGGAAUGACAGGAACUUUUGAUGGAGUUGUUGAAUACAGUUGUCUUGGUGAUUGGUUUGUGGGAAAAAACCAUUACUUUGCUGUGGCAAACACCAAAGAGUCUCGUAAAGAUGAAAAGUACCGUUGCUUUUUGAAAAAUCGUGACGAUGAUUUGUAUAUUGGUGUAUCGAUAACUGCGGAAUGUAACACACUGAAAACGGUCGAAAAGAGUCCUGAAAGGUUGCACAUCACUCCAGUUAAAUCUGAAAUAGUAGAGCCCGGUUGUAGAUUACCUCAAAAUUUUACUGGUGAAUGGAUCAACACAGCUAACAUUGACGCCGACAUUUUUAUUAAUGAGACUCACAUUAUUGAAACUUGGUAUCCAGAUGAAGGUAGAUACCGAAAAACAAUUUAUGUUUGUCGCGAACAAAGAGAUUCAAGAGUCAUGAUGUCUAGAUUAACAGUGGAUGGAUGUCAAAAAGAUUACAUAUGUUUUGACUUUGUGCCCCAACAUCACAAUAUUAUCCGUUACCGAAGAGGAAUUGCCGUUAUAAAGGACGAUUUCAGCACAGUGUGUUCUUGGGUACAGUUUCAGAAUAAGGCUAAAUGGAAGUAUGAUCUUUAUCUGAAGAAAAAUCCGGUUCCAAUUAAAUGUCCAGUAGCUGGAAAAUUCAAUUUUACUCAAAAAGGGGACGCUCCGUUUGUCACUCGUAUUCUUGGUGGUGUGACCCUGAGUCCUCGUCCAAAUACUUAUUGCAAACAAAACAUAUCGGAUUUCUCAGUAUGUGACACUGAACAAAAAGAAAUCGCCAUCGAUGAAAAUUAUUGUCUAUCCGUGGAUCAUUUGGGAAGACCAGUCGAUAUUUACAGCGACCCUGAUUACAAGCUAAAGUGCAUAGGAUAUUGGAAAGAAAACUUAAAAUCAUAUCUUAUAACGUAUGACGAGUUGGAUCCCUUAUCCAAAUAUAGGUGUUGGGUUUACCAAAGAUCAGAUUUAAAUAGAGUUUUAAUGUCUCAAGCUAUCGGACCAUUUUGCGACUUAAAACAGGACGUAACAUCUUGGAAUUACACAGAAGGAGCCUCUGUUGCUAUUGAAAUGCAGGAAUACGAAAGAGAACGUGACCAAUGUCCAAUGCACUUCGACGAUGGAACAAAUCCAUGGAUGAAAACAGAAAAUGCAAUACAGAUUUUCAAUUUUGGAUAUUUCAGUGGUUCUGCUACGAAUUUAGUAUCCUUAUUUGCUUUAAUGUUGGCAGUAACAAUAUUUUUAGCACCAUGAGAAAUUUAUUAUUUUAUGAACAAACUCGAAUCAUUCUGUUGAAUGCAGAUUUACACGUUUGGUGCCUUUAUUCAAUCAUGACGACAUUCAAUAUUGUAAAUAAUUUUAUUUGUUGACUGUUUUAAUUUAAGUUAGUAAAUAUUUGUAUUAAUGAAUGUGUUCAGAUGAACAAAAAUUAUUUUCAUUAUAAGUAAACAUUACUUAUUUUAUAGACACGUAGACUACUCUAUUUUUCUAUUUUCCUGUUGUGCAAUUGAAUGACAAUUAGUAUUUACAUGAUGUAUAUUAUUUUUUUAAACCAGUCUCAUAGUUGUAAGUUUAAAAAUGUUAUUGUGAAAUUAAUGAUAAUUAUAGAAAUCCGUCCGUUUUUAUAAAGCAUUUAUAUAUUUAAAUUAUAAUUGUGAACUUUUAAUUAUCCGUCCAACACAUAAUUAUUUUUUAUAUUUUGAGUACAAUAAAUUUUUUA